CUACUAUCCAAAAGAACCACUAUAAUGAAUUUAUACCCUCUUUAUCAACUUCAAAUCUCCCCAAAGUUUCCAUUAAAAACAUAUUCUCCUACAUCACUUCCCAAGAUCCAUCAUCUCACCAUCAAACACUGAAAAUGUGAGUUGUAACCAGAAGCAGAAAAUGACCUACAACAUACAGCUUAGUUUAAAGUGGUUGAUGAAGAAAACACAAGCUUCUUAUGUGUGAAUGCAUUUUCUGGAAUAAUUGGAGUUUUUCCGAAGUGGGUGUAUUAGGGUUUUAGCUCACUUGGCAUGGAGUUGAAGAAGGACAAAAUUGUAAGGUUUUAUUCUGGUGGGAAAAAGAACCCUGAUAUUGUACUGCCAAAAGUGGACCCUACAAGAUUAGAGAAGUCAUCUUCUACUUAUAAGCCUUCAUUAAUUUACUUUAAUGGUGAUGGAACUUUAGGGACUAGUGGUAGAUUAGGAGAACCAUUUAAGUGGGGUAAGGCUAAGGUUUUGUUGGAAGGGAAACAAUCAUGGAGAAAUAGGAUACUAGAUCCUGGAAGUGAAAUUGUGUUGAAAUGGAAUAAGGUUUUCAUUGUUUCUUGCUUGCUGGCACUUUUCGUCGACCCGUUAUACUUCUAUCUGCCUGGCAUAAGUGGGGAUAAGAAGAGAUUUUGUGUGAAAACUGACUUGCAUUUGCAAAUUGUUGUCACCCUUUGGCGGACGGUUGCGGAUCUCUUUUAUCUGUUGCACUUGAUCAUCAAAUUUAGAACAGCUUAUGUGGCUCCGAGUUCUCGGGUGUUUGGAAGGGGUGAGCUUGUGAGGGAUCCAAAUAUGAUAGCGCGGAGGUACAUUAAGUCUGAUUUCUUCAUCGAUCUUAUUGCCACAUUGCCUCUGCCCCAGUUUGUAAUCUGGUUCAUCAUUCCUGCAUCAAGAAGUCCAAGAACUGAUCACAAUAACAAUGCUCUUGCGCUCAUUGUCCUGCUUCAGUAUAUUCCUCGAUUAUAUCUGAUUUUCCCUUUGAGCUCUGAAAUCAUAAAGGCCACUGGAGUAGUUACAAAGACUGCAUGGGCAGGUGCAGCAUACAAUCUGCUAUUGUAUAUCUUGGCUAGCCAUGUUCUCGGGGCAGCAUGGUAUUUGCUAUCAAUCGAAAGGUAUACACAUUGUUGGAAGUCCAACUGUAGACAAGAAAAAGGCCCUCCUAAAUGUGUGCUUCAUUUUUUAGAUUGUGAUAUCUUCAACAGUCCAGCUCGUGUGGCUUGGGCUAAUACCACUUCUGUAUUCAGCAACUGCGAUCCAAAACAAAGUAGCAUCCCAUAUGGAAUUUUUGAGGAUGCAGUGAAGAAAAGUGUUGUUUCCACCAACUUUAUCCGAAAGUACUUCUAUUGUUUAUGGUGGGGCUUGCAACAGCUAAGUUCUUAUGGGCAAAAUCUGGAUACUACCACAUUCAUUGGGGAGACGUCAUUUGCCAUACUAAUUGCAAUUGUGGGUCUUGUCUUAUUUGCACAUUUGAUUGGGAAUAUGCAGACAUAUCUUCAAUCUAUCACUGUGAGGCUUGAAGAAUGGAGGCUCAAGCGAAGAGAUACUGAAGAGUGGAUGAGACAUCGGCAACUCCCUGAAGAUCUGAAACAUCGUGUCCGACGCUUUGUACAUUCUAAGUGGCUUGCGACUCGAGGAGUUGAUGAAGAAUCUAUUUUGACUAGCUUGCCUACUGACCUACGCAGAGACAUUCAACGCCACCUUUGCUUGGAUCUUGUUCGAAGGGUGCCUUUUUUCUCACAGAUGGAUGAUCAGCUACUUGAUGCAAUCUGCGAACGCCUCGUAUCCUCGUUGUGCACUGAGGGCACAUAUAUUGUUCGAGAGGGUGAUCCUGUGACAGAGAUGCUUUUCAUCAUUAGAGGGAGAUUAGAAAGUUCCACAACAAAUGGGGGUCGAACGGGUUUUUUUAAUUCGAUAACUUUAAAGCCUGGAGACUUUUGUGGUGAAGAGUUGCUUGGUUGGGCUCUGCAUCCCAAAUCUUCCCUUAAUCUUCCCUCUUCAACCAGAACUGUGAGAGCCCUUGUUGAAGUGGAAUCCUUUGCCCUUAGAGCAGAAGAUCUAAAGUUUGUCGCCAAUCAAUUUAGACGACUUCACAGCAAAAAACUUCAGCAUACAUUCCGGUUUUACUCUCAUCAUUGGAGGACUUGGGCUGCCUGCUUUAUACAGGCUGCUUGGCGACGAUCCAAGAGAAGAAAGAUGACAAAAUUUCUUUCCUCUUUGGAGUCCUUCUCUUCGGAAAGAGAUGACGAUGAAACUAGAGAGGAAGUAGAUUCCCCCUCAACUCCUCGAGUGAAACCAACCUUAGCAGUUACAUUGUUGGCUUCCAAAUUUGCAGCAAAUACCAGAAGAGGAGCUCAGAAGAUUAAAUUGCAGAAGCCUGAAGAGCCUGAUUUUUCCGUUGAUCCUGAUGAUGAUUGAGCACAUAUCACAUUUGCAUAUAGAUAAACAACUUAAGCUUCAAAACCGAUUGUCAUACGGUAAAAAGAAAAAAGGCAGUGAAGUCAAAGUCGAUGUUCACAGGGCACAGUUUCUGGAAAUUUCUGCUUGGUUCUGCACAGAAGAUUUCCAGGGAAGUAAGGGGGGCCACUGAGUAGUUUUGUGGAUGAUCAAAUUGAAGUAUCUGUGAGACUACAAUAUAGGAUUCAAAAAAGUGUAACUGUACAUUGAUAAAUUAGUUUAUUUGUCACUGAAAUGUGACAAUCAUGUAAAUGCGUAGUACACAAAAGACCAAGAUUACAGAUAUUUCUAGCUAGUAUAAUAUUUUUUAUUAUUGUUUUAAAUUUAAAAAUUUAAGUGGAUGAUCACUGGAAUUGAUUAAUUUGGUUCAUGAAGCGGAUGCUUGAUGUUAAUCUUUUAGGAUUAAACUUUAAUAUUGUUAU
This is a messenger RNA of Amaranthus tricolor (Joseph's coat), 2900 nucleotides long. Its product is annotated as cyclic nucleotide-gated ion channel 17-like. NCBI's taxonomy places the organism in Eukaryota, Viridiplantae, Streptophyta, Magnoliopsida, Caryophyllales, Amaranthaceae. Gene Ontology annotation, biological process: transmembrane transport; potassium ion transport. The record is from RefSeq and is a predicted model, not a curated record. The transcript is spliced from 8 exons. Gene Ontology annotation, molecular function: voltage-gated potassium channel activity. The coding region runs from base 292 to 2439 and encodes 715 amino acids. Gene Ontology annotation, cellular component: membrane.